AUGUUGCAUUUACAUUCUGUAUACCCACUAUUUCAAGCCCAUAAACGAAAACGUGUGUUUGACUUCGAUGCUCAUCCUCGCCGUAAGAUCGCUUUGCAAUUCCUCUAUCAUGGCUGGGAAUUCGAUGGUCUUGUUCAGCAGACGAAUACCGACAACACUGUUGAAAAGCAUUUAAUGGACGCCCUUCUCAAAACAAAGCUUAUAUGCAGUGAAAAGGAUUGUGAUUUCUCUCGCUGUGGUCGAACCGACAAGGGUGUAUCAGCAUUCAAGCAAGUCGCUGCUGUGGUGGAACUUUGCUCAGAUGUACGGAAAAAGAUUGAUUGCUGUCUUCAGGUUGAUAUGAAUGAGAAGCGGGUCACCAUGUCUUUUGUAAGGGAACUAUUCGAAAUCAGUAUAGAACCUGUUAGUUCGUCGCCAAAUUCGAUAUCUCGCAAUGACUUGCUAGAGCUGACUGUUAAAGGGAGCGGCUUCUUGUGGCACAUGAUACGAUAUAUUGUUACAGUCCUCCAUGAAAUUGGGCAAGGGAACGAGCAACCAGAGCUCGUAUCCGAACUGCUUGAUGUCGAAAAAACUCCGUGUCGCCCGCAAUAUGCGUUGGCUGUUGCGACUCCUCUAUGCCUUUUUGAAUGCAGGUUUGACUCGGCAAAUCUUGAAUGGAUUUAUGACGACUAUGCCUUGAAAAGGACUGUCGCUAACCUGCAGUCUUACUGGGCCGAUUUUCAAACAAGGGCACGAAUGAUUGAAAAUAUGGUCAACAAUUUGGCGGAAACACCGCUUGGAAAUAAUGUCGAUUUAGAUAAGGGUCUCCUGGAGUUCACGCAGGAUCGACCAUUACCGGCUCGUUAUGUGAAAUUCGCGGAUAGGAAAACCUGUGACAGUCUUCGAACAAAAACAGUAGCGCGAACAAAUGCGAUGGUUCAGCGCCGUUCCAUGUUCACUAUGUCUAGUCGCAAACUGAGAAUCCUUGGGUUCAAGAAAACAUUUGUAGAUAUUGAAGAUGAUGCGGAAUACAAGAACUUUUUCGAAGAAGUAGAUGCUUCACAUUUCAAAUUAAAAUCUAGCGAAUGGUGGGAAGCAUUGAAAGCAGAAGCGGAUGAGGAAAAAUGGACUGCUGAUCUGUUUCAGGUUCUUUUUAUUUCGACAGUUUUUCCGCUAAGAGGGGACAUGCCGAAACUGAAUGCUGUCCAACAUAUAAGUUCCUCUCGGACAUCGGUGUUAGGGAGAACACCUUCCAAACCGCGAGGAGUCAUAGUGAAUGCAGUGCUUGAUGUGCUCAUCGCUAAGAAAUACGAACAGAAUGAACAAGCGCAGCAAAUGACGGGUGCCCGCUUCCACGAAAAGGAAGAAGAACGUAUUAUGCAGUCUCAAAACAAGCAGAAUCCACUGAAUCUCAUUGACUAUUCUUCGGAAGAGUUCGCUGCGAAGACGAAGAGUUUGUGCCAGUUAUUAGGAAUUGUCGAGCAUCCCAACCCUGCUGUCUGUCUAAAGGCUGCUUGCAUCUUCAUAAAUGAAAAUUUGAAUGAAAGUGUUAUCAAGGAGAGAAAUGCGGAGCAAAAAUCCAGUAAAAAGCCUAGUACAUUCGAACUAAAAUCAUUCCCGUUAGAUGUACCUGACCAAAAAGAUGGUGCCGUGAACGCGAUUGCACGAAUUUUACGGCUUCUCAAUAUUGAGGCUCUGAGAAAGACUCAGACAAGCCAGAUGUCAGCAGAAACUCGGCGAAGGCCAAAUAUUCUGAUUACUGGUACACCUGGCACUGGUAAAUCGACUUUGGCACAGGAAGUGGCUAGCAGGUUGCAGUUUGAUGCAAUUGAUGUUGGUAAAGAGGUUCGGGAGCAUGGACUCGUGGAAGCCUUCGAUCCACGGCUAAAUUGUCAUGUUCUGGAUGAGGAGAAAUUGUUGGACCACAUGGAGGAUCGCAUGAACAGUGAUGCUGGAGGUGUUGUAGUGGACUACCAUGGUGUUGACUUCUUUCCCGAAAGGUGGUUCGACAUAGUAGUUGUCUUACGAUGUUCAAAUACGAUACUAUAUGAUCGGCUCGCACAAAGAGGAUAUGACCAGAAUAAGGUAUCAUGUUUCCUUUCGUAUCUUUUUUAA
Cooperia oncophora is the source of this 2094-nucleotide messenger RNA. The record is from the annotation of a GenBank genome assembly. Lineage: Eukaryota; Metazoa; Nematoda; Chromadorea; Rhabditida; Trichostrongylidae.